AAACCGCCGUCAAGGCAAAAGGAUACGGAUCCAGCGGAAAAGAACCACGAAUUCCGUUCGACGGAAAUAUCCUCACCCCCAACUCUCCGUCUGAUCGAGCAGGCAUGUGUCUCGUGAACUCUCCCGCUACCGUCUCCUCGACCUCGUCGCAGCGAGGUCAGAUCGUGUCCCCAGAGUCGGCGGAUCGGCCGCCCCCCUACUCUGACGGAUUCGCCGAGGGCCCGCCCCCGAGCGUCAACACCGGCGAGGAGUCCGAUGGCAGGGCGGCUAAACGCCCUCGCGCGGAGUCCGGCGGCGGCGCGGCGGCCCAGGACGGCAGGGACCGCAUCAGCGAACUCCCGGACGCGAUCCUGGUGUCCAUCCUCUCCUACCUCCCGCUCCGCGACGCCGCCCGUUCGACGGUGCUCUCCUCGCGGUGGCGCCACCUGUUCGACCAAUCUCUCCUGGACUUCAACGCGUGCCAGCCGUUCCCGCCGGAGGGGGGCCGCGGGUGCGACUGGGUCAUCCACGCCAUCGACUCCAUCCUCGCCGCGCCCCGGCACAUCCCCAUCCGCAGCUUCCGCUUCGUCAUGUACGGGAAGGGCUUCAUCAAACACACGGGCACCGUCGCCCGCUGGUUUCGCACCCUCGCGAGCCGUGGCGUCCGGGAACUCGAUGUCGACAUGCUUUACACCGUCCCGAAGCCGCCGCUUCCGGCCUUGCUCCUCCAGUUCGCCUCCCUGCAAACCCUGAGAGUCUGCCACUGCGACCUUCCCGACUACGCGCAGGCGGGCGCGCUGUGGCUCCCUGUCCUCAGGACGCUCGACCUGUCCAACGUCGGCGUGACCCAGCACACCCUGCAGGCGAUGCUGUCGCACUGCCCAUCCCUAGAGUGCGCAAAGCUCAAGAACAUCACCGGUGCCGGAAAGAUCUGCCUCCGGUCCAAGAGUCUGACACGCCUGUACGGUGACUUCGGAAACUUGAAGGAGCUCGUCAUCACGGACGCCCCGAACCUUGAAGAAUUGGUGGGGAUCGGUUUGCCGAGCGGGGCAGCGACACUGAAAAUUGAUUUCGCCCCGAAGCUGCAGGUGCUGGGGUACUUGGGGAAGAGCGUCCGGCCACUUGUGCUACGCGAUACCAUUUUUGAUGGUGGCAUCGUGCAAUCCAGGACCCUGAUGUCCAGCGUGAAGACUCUGGCCAUCCAGGUGCCAUUCUCAGAGAAAGGAUACACGGUCUUUGUUACGCAGUUGCUCAAAUGCUUCCCAUGUCUUGAGGUGUUCUGCAUCGAGCCGGACAAUCGAUCAGAUCCGCGGCGGGUUAAUAUUGAAAACUGGGACACAACAACUUCUAUUCAGUGUGUCGAACAUACUAUUAACAAAUUAGCCUUCGAGUGUUUUGAAGGGGAAUGGUAUCAGUGGGACUUUCUAACCUUUCUACUUGGGAUGGCUAGAGCUCUUAAGAUCGUUGAGAUCUAUUUCCCAAAAAGCAAAGAUUGUUAUAGCAACGGAAGACAACCGGUGAGCAGUAUAAAUAGAGUCUCUCAAGACGUCGAGUUCCUGGUUUUCAGAACUUAUGAGCUGACCAACAACAUGUAUUUGUGUCAUUGUUGUCCCGCACGAUGCCACAAGCAAAACAAAGUUCUACUGCCCUGUGAAAUCUGAUAGUUGAUAAACAGUUUUAAGCAACAGAAGACUAUCGUGAUUGCAACCAAUGGUUAUAUGAAGGUCUCUUCUACCAUUCUGGAUGCCUUAAGUUAAGUUCCUAAUGUUAUUCUGUAUGAAAUCAAGUUGUGAGGCUAUGUUUAGUUCAAGAAUAUUUUGUUUAGCUUAAUAGAAAAAACAUGUUGGCUGUAAGACACUUGGUUAGCUGGACUUCUUGUUGGAUGUGGAUGUGUAUUAACCUGUGCUGUUGCGCAAAAUAAAUCAUAAUGUAUUUAGCAUAUCAAAGUUUUCAUAUCA
This is a messenger RNA of Brachypodium distachyon (stiff brome), 1937 nucleotides long. Its product is annotated as putative F-box/FBD/LRR-repeat protein At5g44950. Bases 105 to 1640 code for a protein of 511 amino acids. The record is from RefSeq and is a predicted model, not a curated record. Lineage: Eukaryota; Viridiplantae; Streptophyta; Magnoliopsida; Poales; Poaceae. Gene Ontology annotation, molecular function: protein binding. The transcript is spliced from 3 exons.